GCUGUCUGUGUUUACCUCCCAGCCCAGCGCUGCUGUACUGUGGCCAGCUGGACACAAACCACCAUCCGCAGCCUCAACUAGCCCGAAAAAAUACUAAUGUAAGCUGCCUCGUUUUUAAUCCUUCGCGGAUUUCCUGCAGCAGCUGUGUGUUAGUGACACCGUAGCGAAGUUGUGAUGAAUAAGGAAAUCAUGUCACGCGUGGUGAAGAAGAGGCAGGCGGACCCCAAGGUGGUCCAGUAUGUGUGGGCGGCCAUUGAGGUCGUCCGCAACCAGAAACAGAUUGCAAACAUGGACAGGAUCUCCAAGUACCUGAGCCGUGUGUUUGGCAUGCACCCUAAGGAGACUGCCAGGCAGCUGAGCUUGGCAGUGAAGGACGGCCUGGUGGUGGAGACCCUGACUGUUGGCUGCAAGGGCUCCAAGGCUGGCAUCGAGCAGGAAGGAUACUGGCUGCCCGGAGAUGAGAUGGAGCCGAAAGCCGAGGGAAGCAAGGAGUGGGAGGCAGAGAGCCACGACUGGUACUGCUUCGAGUGUCACCUACCGGGAGACGUCCUCGCAUGUGACAACUGCUUCCGGGUUUACCACCUCAAAUGUCUGUCGGAGGACUUCAAGCCCAGAGAUGGAGGAUCCCACUGGCAGUGUGUCGUCUGCAGGGGCAGUAAAAAGAAGAACCUAAACAAACAGGAAAUGAGCAAAUACCUGCGCUUCAUCGUCCAGCGUAUGAAGGAGAGGGCAGUGGACCUGAACAAGAAAGGCAAAGACACUAAACAUCCCAUGUACAAACGACUGAUCCACACUGCGCUGGAAGUCUCAGACAUCCACGAGAACCUGUCUGAAGGAAAGUAUAAAACCUUUGAAGAGUUCAAAGCAGAUGCUCAGCUGAUUGUUCACAACACUGCCAUCCUUUAUGGAGUUCACAGCGACCAGGCGGAGAUCGCACGGCUGCUCUUCAGCGACACAUGCCACGAGCUAAAUGAGCUGUUGUUGUGUAAGAACUGUUUCUACCUGUCGAACGCGCGGCCAGACAACUGGUUCUGUUACCCCUGUAGCCCCAGCCAUGACUUAGUGUGGGCCAAGAUGAAAGGAUUUGGCUACUGGCCGGCCAAAGUCCUUCAGAGGGAUGAAAACCAGGUGGACGUACGCUUCUUUGGCCACCAGCACCAGAGAGCGUGGAUCCCCUCGGACAACAUCCAGGACAUCAAGGUGAGCGUCCAGCAGCUGCAGGUGAAGCGCAGCAACGGCUGGAAGAAGGCGUGCGAGGAGCUGGAGGUCUACCAGCGCUUCCUGAGAGAGGGACGCUAUUGGAAAACAAAGAUGGAGGAGGGCAACAUGUCAUCACACCAGCAUUCGCAGCAGAAUCAGAACCAGAACCAGAAUCAGAACCAGAACCAGAACCAGAACCAGAGCCAGAGUCAGAGCCAGCGGCAGCAGCAGCAGGAGGGCAGCGGGAGGACGGACAGACUGGAGAGGACAGACGAAGCAGAGUCCAGCAUCUCGUCAACCAGCAACGAGCAGGUCCGACAUGUAAGUGGGCUCAAAGGCAGCUUGGAGCCCAAAGCCAAGAAAAGCCGUCGAUCUCAAAUGGUCGAGCCCAAAGAAGAAGCCAGUGACCCGGAGCCAGAGAUGGAGGCGGUCAGCUCCAGCCAGGAGAUCCCCGUGUCCUCGGCGCCCCAGCAGCCCGAGAAGCUGUCGGUGUCCACACAGACUAAGAAAGCCAGCGGAGGUUCCCCGCGCACGCUGCACCGCGGCACACAGACCAACAGCGACGGCGCCUGCCAGAACAUGUGCCACGAGAAGUACACCAAGGUCUUCAACGACGUCAAGGAGAUGAUGAAGGCCGACAACAAGAGGGAGACAGAGAGGGUCGUCCGAGAGGCUCUGGAGAAGCUCCGAGCAGAGAUGGAGGAGGAGAAGCGGCAGGCGGUGAGUAAGGCGGUGGCUGGAGCUCAGGCGGAGAUGGAGAGGAAGUGUAAGCAGGUGAAGGAGAAGUGUAAAGAGGAGCUGGUGGAGGAGGUGAAGAAGGUGGUGGCCCAACACAAACAGCUCAUCUCCCAAACCAAGAAGAAGCAGUGGUGUUAUAACUGUGAGGAGGAGGCCAUGUAUCACUGCUGCUGGAACACCUCGUACUGCUCCAUCAAGUGUCAGCAGGAGCACUGGCACGCCGACCACAAACGCACCUGUCGCAGGAAGAGAUGAACACGCCCCACCCCCUUCUGACCUUACACAGUACGCCAUUGGCUCUCGCCUUCUCCUUCUCCUGUCAGUCAGUGUCUACAACACACACACACAAACACACACACACACACACACACACACACACACCUCCCUCCUUCCUGCUUCUCUACUUGCCUUCCUGAAAACUUUGUGGACCCAAUGUUUUCUGCGUGAAAAGAGCAGUUUGUUCCCUUUUUUUGUUUUCAUUUUGUUUCUAUUAUUUAAUGUACCCAUUGUAUUGAUUUUUCUUUCUAUAUUUUAUGUUUUUUUUCCUCUGAAUCGUGAACAGAUUGCUCAAGAGCAUGGCUCGAAUGCAGAGUUAUGGUAUGAUUUUUGUCGUUUUAUUUUUUCUCAGAUUUUUCCUUUUUUUUUUCUUUACUGAAGUGCUAAUUUUGAGCUUGUGUCAGAGAAUGUGUUAUUUAAGUGUGUAGUAACAGAUGAGCGUUAACUGAAUACAUUUUAUUACCUGAAUUUUUAAAACAAAAAUCACUUUUCUUACUGUAAAUGCUACAAAUACACACCGUCGAUCUUACAAGAAAAAUGAAAAGAUACCGUAAGCACUAUCGCAGCAUCGAACUAGCUCCGCUUUCUUAGAGAAAACCUAUUUAAAAAAUGACAAAAAACUGCAUAUGAUAUGGAUUUGUGGACGACAUGGCUCACUGACGUUAAUAUAUUUUAUUUUUUUUCAUGAAACUGUUGCGGUGGAUAGCACCUUUUAUCAUUUCUACCUAAAAUCUUAAGUCACUUAUUGGGAACAGGGUCAUGAGGUCGGCCUUAAAAAAUGCCGACAAAAUAAAUCUUCCAUGUAAUAUUAUUAUAAUUAAUAUUAUGCACAUUUGGGAUUUUUUUUUGUUUUCUACUAGACUACUUUUUAUGAAUCAGAUUAAAAAGAGAAAGAUUUUAAUUAGUUCUAAAUUGGGGAAAUGUAAAACAAUCUUUCCUGAGCUGGAUCUUAGA
This is a messenger RNA of Plectropomus leopardus (leopard coralgrouper), 3168 nucleotides long. RefSeq names its product zinc finger, MYND-type containing 11 (gene zmynd11). Gene Ontology annotation, biological process: regulation of signal transduction; regulation of transcription elongation by RNA polymerase II. Gene Ontology annotation, molecular function: DNA binding; transcription corepressor activity. Gene Ontology annotation, cellular component: nucleus. Lineage: Eukaryota; Metazoa; Chordata; Actinopteri; Perciformes; Serranidae. The record is from RefSeq and is a predicted model, not a curated record.